Salpingoeca rosetta is the source of this 2801-nucleotide messenger RNA. RefSeq lists its product as uncharacterized. NCBI's taxonomy places the organism in Eukaryota, Choanoflagellata, Craspedida, Salpingoecidae. The transcript has 12 exons. The record is from RefSeq and is a predicted model, not a curated record. Gene Ontology annotation, molecular function: protein binding. Gene Ontology annotation, biological process: negative regulation of stress fiber assembly; signal transduction. The coding region runs from base 46 to 2571 and encodes 841 amino acids.
CCCAGUCAUUGACACACAAACCGUAAGCAAAAACAAAAAAGCAAGAUGGCGAACGCGGUGAGGGCGCUGCACACCUACCACCCUCGCUUUCAGGAUGAGCUGGAGUUGAGCGAGGGCGAUCUGGUGACGGUGCUACAGGAUGUGACAGGCGGCUGGUGGUACGGGCGCUCGGAGGCCUCCGGCAAGGAGGGCUGGUUUCCGUCCAACUACGUGGUCGAGCCAGAGAACCACGCACCUGAAACCCGCCCAGCCAAUGCGUCCGACAGCGAUGGCGCGCACCCAAAGCACGCGCCGCACCAGGCAAGCGCCAUUCAGCCACCAACGUCACCGCGGUCAAGUAAUCCACCACAAGCACAGCAGCAGCAGCAGCAGCCAGGCGAGGACAACUCAACAGCACCCUCCAAGCCAGACGAGGAUAGCCCAGCAGCACACACCAAGCAAAACGACGAUGAUCCAGCAGCGCAGACGCGGCAGGGGCAAAGGACGCAGCCAUCUCAGGUUUCCCGUUCUCAAAGUAAUGCUCCGGAGCAACCUGGACCGUCAGAACAGAAGCAGCACAAGGAGGGGGAGGAGAAGGAGGAGGAGGAGGAAGCAGAGGGUCUCGGGGACCUGCCGUCAGCGUCAACGUUCAAGUCCAAGAGCCCCUUUCAGCGCCAAUCGCUCACUCGCGUCUCACAACGACAGCGCUCAUCGAUCAACGCAGAGAUUGAGAAGCAGCUGAGAAUACGGGACGGUGCAGAGCGCAUGCUGCAGACACUGGAUCGUGGUGGCAAGGCGGGCAAGAACAUUCGUCGGAAGCCCAGCCGGCGUGGCAGUCAGCAACAACAGCAGCAGCAGUUACAGCGGGAAGAGGCGUUCUUGACCCUCAGCUAUGCAAACAGUCGCCUGCAGCAACUUCGCCGCCAGCUCCAGACCCUCAACGCUUCCGUGCAAGCGACUGCGCGCCAGAGCGUGCUGCGUGCGCCAUCGUCGCCUCUCCCCACCGCCCCGCUGCCAUCGGCAGAUACAGAGGUCGACGUCCUGUCCAUGAUCGCCCUCGGCCUCAAGGAGACACUGCCCGUCGACAUUGCGGGCUGCGUGGCGCGUGUGCUGCAGGGCCACUUCCACGUCGAUGCCAACGACUUUGACCCCGCGCUUUCGAAACUCCGCGAAAUGCGGCAGUUUGUUGAGACGCACAUACGCAGCGGGGAGGCGCGGGCGAUGCUGUUUGCAUACUACCAUCAGCUCAUUCAUAUCGAGCACCGAUUUUGCAGAGACGCCAAACUGCCAGACCUCCAUUUCAAAUGGUACGACACGUUGAAUGGACAGCCAUGCACGCAAGCGAGCAUUGCGCUGGAAAAGGCGUGUGUUCUCUUCAACGCCGGCGCCCUUUCAACGCAAAUUGCUGCUGCCCGCAACCUCCACUGUAGCAAGGAUUUGCAGCGAGCGAAGCAGGAAUACGAAUCAGCCGCAGGAACAUUCCAAUUUAUCCUGGACAACUUUGACAACCCACCAAGUGCGGACUUGAGCCCGCCCUUUCUGCGGUUUCUGCGCGACCUGUGUCUCGCUCAAGCACAGGAGUGCAUUUACCAGUGGGAGUUGAUGCACAUCCAAGAGAGCGACAACAGCGGCAGCAAUGACGGUGACGGUGACGGUGAUAAUGGUGAUGGCGAUGGUCAUGUUCAGCUGCCGCCCGGAGAAGCCGGUGCCGUCCACGAUGCGUUCAUGCGCGCAUGGGCACACGUCGAUGGCGCAGCGCUCAAAGACUAUCUGCCGUUGCUGUGGGCGCAUCUGCUGCGCGUGAAGAUGCUGUAUUACGAGGCCGUCGCCGACUUUGCAACAGCGACCGAGCAGCUCAGCGAGAUUGCAGACACCGCGCACAACCGCAAGGCUGCUACCUGGACAGGCGUGACGCGGUUGUGUCGGGCAGAGGAGCUGCUGCUGCGUGCGCGUCACGUCUGCGCCGCGGAGUUGCCUGCGCACAGCGGACUGGUGGAGCACCUGCUGUUCACGCUGGACCAGGUGCAGGGCGCACUGCACGGGCAUGACAAGGACAGCAUCUUCGACCAAUUCAGCAGCAAGCAGCAGCUGCUUGACAUGCUGCCGACCAAGCCCGAUGCGCAGCUGCUGGCACAGCCCGCCUACCCGGAGCUCGGCAUCACCUCACACGGCACAUAUUUGUCGCAGGACCUGUUCAGUGACGUGGGCGUGGUGCAGUUGUUCAACGCGUGGAACGACAUUGGGCCCCUUCGCACCAUUUCGCUCCCCGUCACUUCGCCUCGGGGUCUCGGAUUCGUGCUUGGAGGAAGCAAGCCUGUUGUGGUGCAUAAGGUGCUCCCAGAUGGCGUUGCAGCCGCUGCCGGGUUUGAGUCUGGCGAUGUUAUUCUGCGCAUUGACGGCGACGACUGCCGGUGUUCUGCGCACGAGCACGUUGUGGCGCGGCUUAAGGGCGCCAGCAGCGACCACGUCACUGUCGUCGUGCAGAACAUACGCGUGCGCCCGAAGAGCAGCAAACAGCAGGGGAGCGGCGGCAACGGCAGCGCUGGUGACGACCAUGACAAUGAUGAUGGCCUGAUCAGCAUUGCAGACUGAUGCGGGUUGUGUGUGUGUGUGUGUGUGUGUGUGUGUGUGUGUGUGUGUGUGUGUGUGAGUGAGUGAGUGAGUGUGUGCGUGUGUGUGUGUGUGUGAGUUUGGUGGUGCCGUGGACUCAUUUUGCGCGGCUGUGUUUUCGUGUUAUGUUUGUUUUUGACCACAUUGCUGAGACUGCACUGCUUUUAAUUGAACCACUCGACCCAAUGUCGCAUGGGAUUAAGCAACGCUGG